AUGUCUGUAUCAGAAGCUAUUGCCAAGGUUCAGAGACUUGCUGCAGAGGAGUCUGGAAAUAAAGAUUCUCAUGCGGAUCUUCUCAGAGCUAUUCGCGAACUGCAGCUUGCGGCAGAGACACCCCUUGAGACUACAUCUCGCAUGAAUUUCCAGAUAACACAAAACAUUGCAAUAAGAGUCGCGAUCGAACAUCAGUUCCUUCAUGUUCUUGUUGCUCAUGAUGGGAAGGCUGUUUCAGCCACUGAACUGGCUGAGGAAACGGGAUCAGAUCUUCUCUUAAUCAUUCGAGUGAUGCGAGUUCUCACUGCUGUCGGCUUAUGCGAUGAGCUUGGUAACCAACUCUACGCGGCAAAUGACAAGACUCGUUUCAAGGUUCUUCCAGGAUCCAUCGCUGCUGAGAAGCAUCAUUUUGAUCUGGAUUUUGGGAUGGGCGGGAUGCUAGUCGACUAUAUGCGCGGACCUGGCAUUCAACAAUUUGCGGAUGAGCCUGGAGCCACCACAUUAUUCAAAUAUGCUCACGGCACUGAUGUGAUCUUCGGCUUGUUGGAAAAGAACGCAGAACAGAAACAAGCCUUCGAUGACUAUAUGGCUGCACGUCGUGUAGCUGAUAUGCCUCAGUGGUUUGAGAUCUUUCCUGUAGCCGAACAUCUCGGGUCUCUUCGUGAAAAUCCCGGCGCAGCUCUUAUGGUCGAUGUUGGUGGCGGGCCUGGCCAGGAACUAGCCAGAUUCAAGAAGCGAUACCCCGAAAUUCCAGGGCGAUUCGUCUUACAAGACUUGCCAGUCACAUUGAACCGUAUCGAGAAGUUACCGGAUGGGAUUGAGGCUAUGGAUUAUGACUUUUUUACACCUCAGCCUGUCAAAGGAUCUCGUUUAUACUUCCUGCGAAACAUACUGCACAACUGGUCAGACGGGAAGAGCGCUCAGAUCCUCUCACGAAUAAUUGAAGCUAUGGAUCCGGAGUAUUCAACACUUCUGAUUGAUGAGUACGUGCUGCCAGAUACGGGUGCUGAACUCAGAGGUGCGGAGAUGGACAUCCUCAUGUGGCUUCAUACGGCGGGACUUGAGAGAACUGUGUCCCAGUGGAAGAAUCUUUUUGACACCGUUGGACUGGAGCUUGUGAAAAUUUGGGACUCUCCACGGGGCAAUGAGUCAGUGCUAGAGACACGGGUAAAGAGACAAUAG
Penicillium malachiteum is the source of this 1182-nucleotide messenger RNA. RefSeq lists its product as uncharacterized. Lineage: Eukaryota; Fungi; Ascomycota; Eurotiomycetes; Eurotiales; Aspergillaceae. Bases 1 to 1182 code for a protein of 393 amino acids. The transcript is spliced from 6 exons. The record is from RefSeq and is a predicted model, not a curated record. Gene Ontology annotation, molecular function: O-methyltransferase activity.